GGAACACAUAUACUGCGGGCAGUGUUUGAAGAUGGCCCUGAACUAUGCGUCGCUGUCCGCCGGCGACCGAAGGAGCAGGGUGUCCCACCGCUCGUCCCUCGGAGACCUCAGCUCGUCGGCCUUAGCGUUGGCGAUGGUCUCCGGAGACAGCUUCCUCGUUACCAGGCCCCAGGCGGUUCUCCCAGAACUUAUUCCGCGGCCGGCGGUGCGGCUGAACGUCCGGGGCGAGAGCCGUCGGGCGCCUGGGGGCGGCCGGAGCCUGACCCGCUUUACACGGGGAAGGGAGCCGGAUGCGCGCAGCCGGAGCCGCCUAGCCCGCUUCUCACCGUACCCCGCGCCUGGGGCUAAGCUCGACCUCCUGCGAAGUGUGCUCCAGCAGCGUCUGGCGGCGCUCGGAGGCGUGAUCGCAGCCCGUCUGGCGGCUUGAAACGGACACCUCCCUCCGCUCCUCAAUGCGCUUGUGAACAAGGCCUCUCUCAAAUCCUUUCCUGGUGCUACUGAAGCCUUAUUUUUAGAGGGACGUCUUUUCAUUCUAAUAUAAAAAUACGUAGGAGUCCUGUUACUCUAACUGAGCGCAAAGGAAAAGUUCUACCAUUCGCCAAGUCAGAUGGUUUUAAAUAGCCAUGAUGAUUGGAUCAGAAGGGAGGCGGGGUUUUGAUGUAGUCACAAAGCUGAGCUAAUUAGAUUAUCUUUCGCAGAGAUCGGUCGUCCUUUUACUCUCCCAACAAUGGACCCACAGUUUUCUUCUUUCCACUAAUAAGUCUUACCUCCCUUCCCGGCAGAUUCUCCUUCUUUGAGACUUGUAAUUCGAGCUUCCUUAACGGCUUACCUUUCUACCUCAGACUAUUCCUUUUACCUUUACUUCUGUUGGUUUGCUACUCAGACUUAACCUUCCACCUGUGGCCCGACUCUGAUCCUGUCAUCUUGUCCUUAACACUUACUUCCAUCUCCGUCCUCCACUGUGUCUUAAGGAAUGUCUUCAAACUUCAGUCUCAACCAUACUAAAACAAAAGCAAAACUGAAACCUUGCUACUCUUUCGAAUUAGUAAAUGAAGUUACAUUUCUUUAUUUGCCAAAGGUUCCAAAUGAAUGUUUACACUUACACUUGUCAUUCUAUUAUUCACAUGCAAUCCUGGCUUCCUUAAUGCGAAUCUGUUGUCCCAAAAUAUACAAAAAUUGGAAACCUUGGCCUUAAGUCUCAUUUUUAGGAAACUGCUUAUCCAUUCACUCUAGCAUCUUCCUUGAACUUUCUUGUUUGUCUUUCCCCAUUCAAUCCGUCAACAAUAUUUGAAGGUCUUCCCACUAAGUACUGUGGAUGAAAUUCACAUUUAGUCCUGCUAUCAAGGAGCUCAAGAAGUGUUCUCUUGAAGGAGAGGCUAAUAAGUCAACAGGCAAUCACCACACUGGAGACUUCAUUAGGUGCAGGGAUGAAAAAGAGCCCCGGUUGCAGUGGUUUUCCAUAAUACUGCACCACCUUGGUUCUUACACCUGGCUGAUCACUCCUUAUCUGCUAAUAUUUUUAUUGUCUUAGUUAUACGUUUCCCCAGGUUUUAAAGGGUGGUAUUGGGGGAAAGUGAGUGGAUUUUGUCAGUGCCAACUCUUCAUGUAAGCAGGUUUCCCCAGUGGACUCUUCUCUGUACUUAUGGUCAGAUAAAGCAAAAUUACACACACCCAACAAUUGUUGAAAAUGACAUUUUUGAGAAAACUAUGGAAAAACGAGAGAGCUUCCAUAAGAGAGUGAUUAAUACAGUGAGAGGUCUGCAAACCAGGUCAUAAGAGAGAGAUUUGAAAGAAUAAUAAUAGCUACCUUUUAUUGAGUGCUGUGUGCAAGGAAGUGUGCUUUUUAUUCAUUGUUUAUGCAGAUAUUGAGAACUUAAGAACUUACUCUGUGCCUGCUACUACCUUAGAAUAACGGUGAACAAGAUAGGUAAGUUCUCUGCUCUUACGGAGCUUUAUAUAUGUCAUUUAAUUCUCACAACAGCUCAUAAUAAAGGCAUUAUACUUUCCUUCCAUUGCCAAGAAACCAAGGCACAAAGAGAUGAAGAAAACUUCCCAAGGUCAUACCGCUAGUAAAUGAUAGAGCCUUGUAGCCAUUAAGUCCCAGCUUCCUUAUUUGAACCAUGUGACACAAAAAAAUGACUUGAGUGACUAUUUUCUCAAUUCUCCCAAAGAUAGUAUGUCACUAGUAUUCUAGAUAUCGGAAGAGAAGUUAAUUCAUAAUGUGUGAUGGAUGCCUUAGGCUGGGCAUUGUGAUAACCCAUGGUUGAGAAGGAAGCCCAAACCUAUAUGCAGAGAGUUUUAGAUUGAGGAAGAGUAACAAAAUUAAGACGGACGGUAAGAAGAAUUUUCAUAAAACUUAGAGACAGAUUCCUAAUAAUGGAAAAUACCACCUCGCAAGUAAUGAAUUAACUGCCAAAAGUUCAGAUAGAGGCUAAGUCCUGUCAAGUAUGAAAUAGGACUGGAUGACUUCUUCAGUUCUUUCCCAUUUAACCUUUAAUUCUAUACUUUAAAUUAUAAACUUGGUUAAAAUUGAAAGUGGAGAGUUAGGAAAAGAGAAGAGAAAAUUGAGGGAUGGUUCAUAUGAUGGCCAUAUUUACUGUGCAAACCAGGGCACUUGAGUGUAGAAAAGGGGAUUGUCAGUUUUUCUGAGGCAACAGGCAUAAAUGGGGCAGGCAGGUUUGAUUAUCUAACCCUAGGAGAUGAGACAACAUUAAAUACACAUUUGAAGCAUUUUCCUUAGCUUCAGGGAAAGAAGGCUGAGAUUUGUAAAUGAAGGAACAAAAGUUUGGCACAAAGGGCACAAGAGGAAGAGGACGCAGUUUUCCCCUGGGGUCAUCAGGAGGAGGGCCUUGGUUGAAUAACAGUCUGUAUGUGCCAGAAAAAAAAGAAAAUGAUAUGAAAAAAGAAAAUUACUGUUUUUGUUUGACAAGAGAACCUUGUUCAUGUAAAUGCUCCACUGUUUUAAAUUUGAGUCAAUGGAUGUCUAAAUUCUCCUUGUUCUUAACAUCUGCGCUAGUGUCCAAGUUACACCAUCUUCCUAAUGUCACAAAGACUGUAGUAUAGAAGCAAGGACCAACGUAAACCUCUUUAAAUGAAAUUACCUGAACCAGGGACUAGUAAGUUUUCCCAAGAGUAGUCCAUGGUAUUAAAAAUCCGUACGUUAGGGUGCAAAAUGAAUUUUAAUUUAAUGCCAUUAUAGCGUGUUGUUAUUCUAAAAUAGAUGAAUUUUCUAAGAGUAAUACAAAAAAUGGCCAAAAAAAUUGAUAAUUCUGUAAGUUUUUAAAAAGCCAUGGUAACUUCCUUUUUGUUUUUAUUGCCCCUUGUUUAUUGGAUCAUACUAAGCAACUGACUAGAAUGUGUUGAGGUGAAGUCCUAUUAGAAUAUUUGCUUCCUCUACUUAACAAACUAAAACUCUAAAAAAGAAUGCCCAUUAAGGAUACAGAAGAAAAAGCCAAGGAAUCUCCCUCAAUGGCCAGAUUUGGUGGUAAAGCUAACUCUAACAGGGAUAACUCGACAAGAAGAAAAGAAAGGACAGCUGCAGUAACCCGUGGGUCCUCACCAAGGUGCGGGUCUGGGGGUAGAAUCCUCCUUUUAUUUUCCGACUUGAGAUAAAACCUUUAUUUUUGUCCAAGCCUGUGACUUCCAUUUGUAAUAUGUCUCCUUUCCCCUAAUAUGCAGAUCCUGGCUUCCCUUGCUCAAUUUUGUGAGUGCUUUUGAAUUUAGAUGAUUGUCUAACUCAAGGAGAUCACGGUCACUUUUCUAUCUCGCUCAAGCUGUGCCUGCAAACUUGACACUGAAUACAUACAGGAAAUCCUAAAAA
This is a messenger RNA of Vicugna pacos (alpaca), 3820 nucleotides long. NCBI's taxonomy places the organism in Eukaryota, Metazoa, Chordata, Mammalia, Artiodactyla, Camelidae. The record is from RefSeq and is a predicted model, not a curated record.